CGGCGGUGAAACAAUGAAGGACUCAUGACAGCUCACUCAGGGCGGGAUAUUUAUAACGAUCCAGUAGGCUAACCACUUCCUUCAGCCAGAUCUCAGCUCAGAGUUGAAGGUAAGGUCACGAUGCCACAGUGAUGCAGCUUCAGAGUCUGAGGAGAGUGUCAGACCAGAAGUCUAUAUUUACACUGAAGGACAGGGUCCAAUGAAAUCACUUCCUGUGUAAAAUUAGCAGUGUUAAAAUGAAUCAUAUCAUAAUCAUCACCUGAAAGACCACAGCUCAUCUGUGAAGACGUACUGCAAGACACAAAAACAAAAGAAAUGGAAUUUACUGGAGAGUACUUUAAUGAAAAUGCUAAUCACAGAAAUUGUAUUGACACAGUUAGACCUCGAACACACUGCCAAGAUGAAGGAAGAGCUCGAAAUCACAGAGGAAGGCGGUUUUUGGUGCCAAUCACUGUGAGUCUUGGGAUCAUUUGUCUUCUUCUGAUUGCUGCCAUCAUACUGCAGCACUUUCUGCCCACUACUAAGCGAGGAUAUCUGUGGGGUCCAGAUGGCUUGUUCAUGUCCAGUGAGUUAAAGAGCUGGUCUGACAGCAGACAGUACUGCAGGGAGCGUGGAGCUGAUCUGGUCAUUAUCAACACUGAAGAGAAGCAGAGACACAUAUCUUCAUUCAUCAAGGAGAGAGUGUGGAUUGGUUUGUCUGACAGAGAGAACGAGGGCAUCAUGAAAUGGGUGGAUAAUUCCCCUCUGAAACAAGGGUUUUGGGCCACGGGUCAGCCGGAUAAUUAUCAAGAAAGGAAUGAGGACUGUAUUGAACUGAUGCCUUCAGAUGCCGUCCUGGAGAACUGGGAUGAUCGCCCAUGCCUUGAAAAUAAAAGGGGGAUUUGUGAGAAAUAGGGUUCAUCAUUGUCUUGUUUUUUCAUGCUUUUACAUUCCUCCAUUAAAGCAACUGAUAGUACAUCCAUAUUCUGCUGUUAUCAUGUUUCUCAUCUGUUGCUCUGAAGUGUUGAGGUGAAAGUCUAAAGUGCCCCAGACGGCAAUAAUACACACUUUUACUCUGAUAUUGAGUGUCUGUAAAACUGCUUCUGAUUUUAAUUGCUUCCUGUUUUAAUCAAAUGGUCAAUUGACAGUAUAAUCAAAGCAAUUUUGGUUUCAUUUCUUGUGUAUCUGCUUUGUUGCUUUAUGGAGAGUUUUCCUCCAGUCCAGCAGGAAGCAGCAGAGAGCAGAGCAGACAGUUAAAAUAUUCUAUAGUUUCUGGAAAGCAGUACUAAAAGGAAAAAAAAAAUCUUUAAACAAAAAAUAAGAAUAAUUUACUCAUCACCAUCCUGUUAAAAAGUUUGCAGCCCCUGUCUGUCAUGUUCAGUUUUGGUUUCAGUUUCAUUUCCAUGGACUUUUAGUUUGUAUCGCCUUAUUUUACUGUUUUGUUCCUGUUUCCUUUCUUCCCACUGCUUAUAUUUUGUUAUGGUUACUGAUAUCUGUUUCUUGUCUGGCUCUCCUUCUAUUUAUAACUUUAUUGCCUAUGUUUAUUAAAGAUUGACUGCUACAUUUA
Messenger RNA from Cyprinus carpio (common carp), 1546 nucleotides. Its product is annotated as CD209 antigen-like protein C. NCBI's taxonomy places the organism in Eukaryota, Metazoa, Chordata, Actinopteri, Cypriniformes, Cyprinidae. Gene Ontology annotation, cellular component: external side of plasma membrane. Gene Ontology annotation, molecular function: fucose binding; D-mannose binding. The record is from RefSeq and is a predicted model, not a curated record. Gene Ontology annotation, biological process: biological process involved in interspecies interaction between organisms.